AUGUCAUGUGUGAUGUCACUGAUCCUCCAGUUGAAUGUCCUAGAGGAACAGACCCUGAAAGGAAUGUCUAUAGAGGACCAACUGCAUCGGGCCAAGGGGAGGCGGGGCGGGCCGGGCCAAGGGGAGGCGGGGUGGGCCAAGGGGAGGCGGGGCGGGCCAAGGGGAGGCCGGGCGGGCCAAGGGGAGGCGGGGCGAGGCGGGCCAAGGGGAGGCGGGGCGAGGCGGGCCAAGGGGAGGCGGGGCGGGCCAAGGGGAGACCGGGCGGGCCAAGGGGAGACCGGGCGGGCCAAGGGGAAGCCGGGCGGGCCAAGGGGAGGCCGGGCGGGCGGGCCAAGGGGAGGCCGGGCGGGCGGGCCAAGGGGAGGCCGGGCGGGCCAAGGGGAGGCGGGGCCGGCCAAGGGGAGGCGGGGCGGGGCGGGCCGAGGGGAGGCGGGGCGGGCCGAGGGGAGGCGGGGCGGGCCGAGGGGAGACCGGGCGGGCCAAGGGGAGGCCGGGCGGGCGGGCCAAGGGGAGGCCGGGCGGGCGGGCCAAGGGGAGGCCGGGCGGGCGGGCCAAGGGGAGGCCGGGCGGGCGGGCCAAGGGGAGGCCGGGCGGGCGGGCCAAGGGGAGGCCGGGCGGGCGGGCCAAGGGGAGGCCGGGCGGGCGGGCCAAGGGGAGGCCGGGCGGGCGGGCCAAGGGGAGGCGGGGCCGGCCAUGGGGGAGGCGGGGCCGGCCAUGGGGAGGCGGGGCCGGCCAUGGGGAGGCGGGGCCAAGGGGAGGCGGGGCCAAGGGGAGGCCAGUACAGCACCACACAACCGCUAG
This is a messenger RNA of Oncorhynchus tshawytscha (Chinook salmon), 801 nucleotides long. Its product is annotated as paraneoplastic antigen Ma6E-like. The coding region runs from base 1 to 801 and encodes 266 amino acids. The transcript is spliced from 3 exons. NCBI's taxonomy places the organism in Eukaryota, Metazoa, Chordata, Actinopteri, Salmoniformes, Salmonidae. The record is from RefSeq and is a predicted model, not a curated record.